GAUAGUUUCCGGAUAUAACACAGGGUUUAUACUAUGUAGGACCCAGGUAAUGUUUACUUCGAGACUCUUGAUCUCUUGGUCUUUCUUUCUAUCUCGAGUGUGCUAUCUACCUUCAUUGAAAUGUUCUUACGACGAUCUUCUAGAUUUCUUUCACUUAUACCAAAGAGAUAUUACAUACCAUCUCUCAAACACUAUUCAUCCAUUACCUCAACUAUCUCUCCUCAAAAUGGGUUUCCACACACACACACACCCACCCCCACCCCUCCUCCCUUCAGCACUUCUCCAACCUCCGAGCUUCCACCCCUCUCCAUAAUGCCGCUUCCUCUCCUCCUCAAAUCCUACCUCAUAACCUCCAUUCUUGCCUCCCCAAAAAUUAUCAAGUUCUUCCUUCCUCUUCUCAACAAACUCGCAAAUUCCAGCUCCACGAUCUUAAAUCCCGAUAGAAAUCCAGUGUUGCAUAUGAUCGUCCGAAAAUUCAUCUACGAUCAUUUCAUUGCCGGGGAAAAUGCUACUCAAGUGAGAGCUCGGGUGAAAGAAAUGAAGGGAUUGGGAUUUAGCGGGGUGAUAUUGGGAUAUGCGAGGGAAGUUAAUGUUUCUGGGGGAGAAGUGGGCGGAGACGUAUCAGGGGUGAGCGAGGAGGUAGGGGAGCGAGCUAUUAGGGAAUGGAGAGAUGGACUCAUGAGUACCCUUUCUUUGUUACAACCCGGAGAUUUUCUAUCGCUCAAAUUCUCAGGCGCAGGCCCCCUAGUCCUCCACGCCCUCCAAAACUCCCUCCCCCCACCACCCCUCCUCCUCCAAUCCAUGCAUCUACUCCUCCGCACCGCCGCCUCCCAAUCCGCGCGUAUCUGGCUCGAUGCAGAACAACAAGACUUGCAACACACCAUCGAGUCAUGGACUAUCGAUCUCAUGCGCAUCUACAACACCGGAUCCCAAGCAUUACUCUACACAACCAUGCAAGCAUAUUUAAAAUCCACCCCAUCGAAUAUCCUGAGAUGUUUAAAACUCGCACAGAAAGAGAAUUGGGUGCUGGGCAUAAAAUUAGUCAGGGGUGCGUAUAUUGCUACCGAGAAGCGGGAGUUGAUAUGGGGAAGUAUUGAAGAGACACAUGAGGCCUAUAAUGGAAUUGCUGCUGGUUUGUUAAGUCUAUCGUAUCCGGGGAUGGAUGUCGAGAAAAAUACUGCAAUUAGAGAAAAGACAGAGGGAAUGGGAAAAGAAAAAGCAUAUCCGCGCGCAGAAUUAUUCCUCGCCACGCACAACGAAGAGAGUAUCAAAAAAGCCUAUACACUUCAAAGCUCACGAAUCCUGUCCGGAAAACCCACAAUCGAAUUGGCGUUUGGACAGCUACAGGGAAUGGCCGAUGAGAUCAGUUGCAGCUUACUACAACUCCGUCGAAAAGAAUCCCAGGACUCGAGAAGUGAAUCACUAGCUUCCAAAGGUCUUGUGAAAUCAGAGGAGGAGUUCAGAUUAACGCAGGAGUUAAAACCAAAAGCGUAUAAAUGUAUGGUGUGGGGAUCUACGCAGCAGUGUCUACAAUUUCUAUUGAGGAGGGUAAAGGAAAAUGGAGAUGCGCUUGGAAGGACGGGGUAUUGGGUUGAAGGGUUUAAGAGGGAGAUAUGGAGGAGGGUGAGAAGUUCUUCUGGGAUGAAGAGGAGGAGAGUUUUGGAGAGUGCUAAUGAAGGGAUGGUUCGGAAGAGGGUUUUGUGAGAGGAUGCGUGGUUCUGUAGAGGGAGAUCAAGGAGAAAGGAGUUGUGGAAUAUGUAUGGAGAAGUUUGGAGUUGGAGUUUGUGAUUUGGUGGAGAGUAGUUGAGUUAGUGAAUACGUUAUAUGUUUUGACAAUCCAGGUUUUGAAAGCUCUACACACAAUAGAGUGACUUGUAUAAGCUAUACCAAAAAGCCAGAAAAAAAAAUUAGAAGUUACUUUAU
This is a messenger RNA of Botrytis sinoallii, 1923 nucleotides long. RefSeq lists its product as uncharacterized. NCBI's taxonomy places the organism in Eukaryota, Fungi, Ascomycota, Leotiomycetes, Helotiales, Sclerotiniaceae. Gene Ontology annotation, molecular function: proline dehydrogenase activity; FAD binding. Gene Ontology annotation, cellular component: mitochondrion. The record is from RefSeq and is a predicted model, not a curated record. Bases 121 to 1704 code for a protein of 527 amino acids. The transcript has 2 exons.